Messenger RNA from Branchiostoma floridae (Florida lancelet), 806 nucleotides. Its product is annotated as zinc finger protein 723-like. The transcript is spliced from 6 exons. NCBI's taxonomy places the organism in Eukaryota, Metazoa, Chordata, Leptocardii, Amphioxiformes, Branchiostomatidae. Bases 165 to 806 code for a protein of 213 amino acids. Gene Ontology annotation, biological process: regulation of transcription by RNA polymerase II. The record is from RefSeq and is a predicted model, not a curated record. Gene Ontology annotation, molecular function: DNA-binding transcription factor activity; RNA polymerase II cis-regulatory region sequence-specific DNA binding.
CUUCCUCUCUGCAGGGAUUUGGUUUGUGUAGUACGUUCUCGAAUCUUCCGGUGUUUUGGGCAAUUUUUCGUCUCUGCAAAAGGAAUUCCGCAGUCAUUUUGCAGUGAUUCAACAGGCGACUGUGUGUCAACUAAGUUCCAGACAUCGAUCAAGAUAUCUUCAAAAUGGCAACAACAGACAGCGUACAAGGUGUGGAUGGCGUCAGGAGAGGAGCAGCAGGGGGUUCUGCCAACAGUGUUCUCACCUGGCAAGGAGAAAGACGUGAGGAGUUCGGGGAAGAGUCCAGCGGGCGAGACAAUGGUGUGAGGGUGUACAGGUGUGCGGAGUGCAGCAGGCAGUUCAAGCUGCUGGGUCAUUUAAAGGUACACAUGCGGACUCACACAGGUGAGAAACCCUACAGAUGUGAGGAGUGCAGCAGGCAGUUCAGCCAGCUGAAUGAGAAACCCUACACAUGUGAGCAGUGUAGCAGUCAGUUUCGUCAGCUGGGAGAGAGACGUGAGGAGUUCGGGGAAGAGUCCAGCGGGCGAGGCAAAUGUGUGAGGGUGUACAGGUGUGAGGAGUGCAGCAGGCAGUUCAGAUGGCUGGAUAGCCUGAAGAAACACAAGCGGACUCAUAAUGGAGAGAAACCUUACAGGUGUGAGGAGUGCAACAGGCAGUUUAGAGAGAGGCGUGAGGAGUUCGGGGAAGAGUCCAGCGGGCGAGACAAAGGUGUGAGGGUGCACAGGUGUGAGGAGUGCAGCAGACACUUUAGUCGGCCGAGUCAUCUGAAGGUACACAUGCGGACUCACACAGGCCGCAUGUUAUAG